AUGGAUGAGCGUCCAGGCCCUUCAAAAAUACUUAGCGAUGAUCCAAAUUUUGCUGAUCCUGUAAUGGAAUGGCUAGAUGAAUGCGACAGUGACACGCAUAAUGAAAGUGAAACCAAAAGUAAACACGAUUCGGAUUCAGAGCAAUCGACGGGGAAUACCGAAGCAAGCAAUAGCUACAAACUUUGA
Messenger RNA from Acanthoscelides obtectus, 186 nucleotides. The record is from the annotation of a GenBank genome assembly. NCBI's taxonomy places the organism in Eukaryota, Metazoa, Arthropoda, Insecta, Coleoptera, Chrysomelidae.